UUUAUUAUAUUAAUCUGCGAAAUCUAAUCUGGAAGUAUUAUUCGCCUAGUGGCUUGACCGUGCUAAGUGGUCGUAGCAUCGAACCCCGGCUGUGCACCAAUGUUUCUUUCUAUGUAUUAUAGUAUUUCACAGUCACCGGUUCUCUGAAAGAAGACAUCAUGUAGACACUGGCAUGCCAAUGUAUAUUAUAUUUACAAUAAUUCUUAGUGUAAGUUCAACGGAUUUCCUGCCGAAGUCAAACAAUGACGAUCUUAUCAACUUUAUCGAUCUGCUAAAUAACCGUGACGAUGAUGAUUACAUUGGGAAAUCUAAGUACUUACAAACUUUGACAGAUACAGAAUUGAAAAGAAGUAAUGAACAGGAUAAACUGACUGAAAUGACGCGUUUAUUACAAAUGAACUAUGAAGCGAGAGAAGAUAAGAAUAACUAUAACAGGGAAAGGCUUCAUUUUAUAAGAAAUCCAGAAUUUAUUGACGAUUAUAGGAGUCAAAUGAGAAAACGAUCGUCUCAUGAAUUACUUUAUGAUGGUGAUUUUGAUGAGGACACUUUGAAACAGCUACUCUUAAGUUUGAGGCGAAAUGCAGUGUUUCGUUUAAAUAAAGAAAAAUCAUUAAGAAACUCUCCAGCUUUACGAUUAGGAAGCAAUAUUGGUGAUCCACUGGACCCAAUAAAACCUGUGGUAAUCCGCGAUGACAUUGCCAAAAAGUAUGAUUGGGGUAAGAGUUUAGAGAGACAAAGGAGAGUCAAGCCUAAACUGCGGAAGGCAGAAGAAAGAUACAAGCCCCGAGGAGGUUUUGGUAGGACAUCCAUUCCAUUCGCCGGGAAGAGAGGAGUUUUUGAAGAUAAUUAAACAAACAUAAAAGUC
This is a messenger RNA of Pieris rapae (cabbage white), 865 nucleotides long. RefSeq lists its product as uncharacterized. The record is from RefSeq and is a predicted model, not a curated record. Lineage: Eukaryota; Metazoa; Arthropoda; Insecta; Lepidoptera; Pieridae. The transcript has 5 exons. The coding region runs from base 173 to 850 and encodes 225 amino acids.